AUGAGAUGGGACUUUCAGCUGGGAGCAAUGCUCAUCGCAGUUGAUGCUGCCAUGGUGGGUGCUACUAUGAAACUAUACUGUACGUACACUGCUAAAGAUAAGUUACAUCCUGAUCAUCGACUUUGGGCUCACGUUCGUUUAAUGGAGAGAGACUUGUUAUUCGACGAUGUGCUCCAAGAGAAGGAAAAAUUGAAUCGGAAUCGCUUACCAUAUAUGUAUUUCACAUUAUUCAGUAAUGAUGUUGGUGAUGGUUUCGGCGAUGAUACACUUGAAGUAUACCUUCAUAUCAAACAUAACUGUGUCCGUAAUGUAAGUAUUACUGUUGCUUGCUCUGUUACAACGAGUUGGGAAAGCACAUAGCA
Molecule: messenger RNA, 362 nt
Organism: Strongylus vulgaris
Lineage: Eukaryota; Metazoa; Nematoda; Chromadorea; Rhabditida; Strongylidae
Source: the annotation of a GenBank genome assembly